AUGGCUGCCGUGGCCGAGCCUGCAAAGGUAGCUCGCGCACCAGGGCAAGGCAGCAAUGGCGCAGCAGCAGCACUAUCGGGAGGUGAUCAAAAUCGUGCAGUGGGAUUUGGCAAUGAGACGAUAAAUGACUUCCUCGAUCGCCAGCCAGCAGCAACCCUGCGCAACCUUUACAAUCGGCCCUCGAAUACCCUCGCCGUCUUUCGCUUGCUGCCGCCCAUGGCCCGUCAGCUGGUGAUGCAUCUCCUCUUCCUCGAUGCUCCACUCGCACUAGACCAGUACCUCGUGUGGAUCAAGCGUGGAGAGGGCAAGAGGCAGCACGAGGAAGGAUUGCGCAGGCUGGAGCGACUGCACAUCAUUAUCCUCCAGGCCAGCAAGCUCACCCUCAGCGCCGUCUUCCGGGACAGUCUGCGGACUGCUCUCAUGGGAGGCGGGGAGCAUCGUUCCUUCGGCGUGCCCAGCGAGCAAGGCACUGAGGACCGGACAGUGGAUGUAGCUAUGCUGGACGAGUAUGCACGUAACAAGUGGGAGAGCAUCUUGCAUUUCAUGGUGGGAUCCGAAGGCGCUCCAUCCCCAGGCGAAGCAGUCCUCUAUCUCCUGCGCCGGUCCGACUUGAUGCAGCGAGUAGAGGAUUCGAAUCGGUUAGGGAUCACCUCCAGAGGGUUUCAAUUCCUGCUAGAGGACGUGAAUACCCAGCUGUGGGAUAUUCUUCUGCAGUACCUCUCCCUCAGCAAUCAACGUCGGAUGGACAUUGUCGACAUCCUCUCCUUCCUCUUCAUGCUGGGCUCUCUCACUCUAGGGCAAAGCUACUCUGCCGAGGAUCUUCCCGAGAGUCAGCUUCACUGUCUACAAGACUUUGCAGACUAUGGUCUGGUAUACCAAACGUCACCCAAGCACUUCUACCCCACCCGUCUCGCCACCACGCUCACCAAUCACGAUGCUCAGCCCUUGCGCGGCGGUAGUGGUUCAGACGAGGAGCAAGGCUUCAUUGUCCUCGAGACCAACUACCGAUUGUACGCCUAUACUUCAAAUCCAUUGCGUAUUGCAGUCCUGCAACUCUUUACCCAUAUCAAAGCUCGCUUUUCCAAUCUAGUCCUAGGAUCCCUCACACGUGAUUCAAUCAAGGCAGCCCUCGCAAAGGGAAUUUCGGCAGAACAAGUCAUUGCCUAUCUCUCCCAUCACGCUCAUCCUCAAAUGAUAGCACGUAAUGAUCCUCUCUUACCAAUUACAGUAACGGAUCAAGUUCGUCUAUGGGAACGUGAAAAGAAUCGGGUAGCAGCAGAAGAAGGUUACCUCUACAUGGAUUUCAGUAGUGCAGAAGAUUUCAAAUUGGUCAGGGAUUAUGCCAAGAGUUUGAGCGUUUUACUUUGGCAAGAAGAGAGGAGUAGGAGAUUCUUUGUAGAGGCCAGGGGACAGGAACCGGUCAGGGAUUUCAUUAGGAGGAGAUUGGCCUAG
Microstroma glucosiphilum is the source of this 1452-nucleotide messenger RNA. RefSeq names its product putative TFB2-TFIIH subunit. Gene Ontology annotation, molecular function: ATPase activator activity; double-stranded DNA binding. Bases 1 to 1452 code for a protein of 483 amino acids. Lineage: Eukaryota; Fungi; Basidiomycota; Exobasidiomycetes; Microstromatales; Microstromataceae. The record is from RefSeq and is a predicted model, not a curated record. Gene Ontology annotation, cellular component: transcription factor TFIIH core complex; transcription factor TFIIH holo complex. The transcript is spliced from 2 exons. Gene Ontology annotation, biological process: nucleotide-excision repair.